CGUCCUCAGAUCGAUCGCGCUGUUUGCAGACACCAUAUGUAACAAUCUGAGCGGCAAGAUAGGCUGCUAUCGUGCGGGCGGGUCGGCAAACCGGCGGCAGCCUCAACCCAACGGAACGCGCGUCUGAUUCGGCCAGCGCUGAGAGGAGCUGGCCAGGGCUGACCCGAGCCGACCGAAACCGUCGGCAGCUGCCUGGAGGUGACACGGCUGGAACGCAGCUGACCCGCGUCGAAGGGAAACGACACCCGCCAGUUGUCCGCAGCUGGCCACCAUCCACUGUUUCCAGCGGUGAAUCGCCCUCGUUUCUAGCGUUCAGUACAGCUGAGCGUUGCGAGCGAACAUUGCAACUGAAGAGACAUCGUCAUCCAACAUGGACAAUAACAGCCAGUCAGAGAAUUGCUCGUUCCUGCAACUGUUGGACAACGAGACCACCAGCUGCUGGCCAAUGGCUGGCGGUCCGGUGCCCUACACGACCAUCAUUAACGCCAUCUUGUACUCAAUCGUCAUGGUGAUAGGCCUAGGUGGCAACACGCUGGUGAUCUACGUCAUCGUGCGCUACAGUAAGAUGCAGACGGUCACCAACUUCUACAUCUUCAACCUGGCGGUGGCCGACGAGAUCUUCCUCAUCAGCAUUCCCUUCAUCCUCACGACGAUGGCGCUGGGGCAGUGGCCCUUUGGCAUGGUUAUGUGCAAGAUCUACUGGACCAUCACCAGCAUCAACCAGUUCACCAGCAGCCUGUUCCUGACAGUGAUGAGCGCAGACCGAUACCUGGCCGUCUGUCAUCCGAUCAGCUCCACGCGCUGGCGCACGCCUCUCGUCUCCAAGAUCGUUUGUCUGACAGCUUGGACGGCCAGCUCUCUGAUGGUGGUGCCGCUCUUCAUGUACGCUGCCGAAUACGAGGGCCAGUGCAACAUCUUCUGGCCGGAGAGCGUCGGCGGCGUCAAGGGCGAGAAGGCCUUCACGCUGUACACUUUCACCAUGUCCUUCGCCAUGCCGGUCAUCCUGAUCCUCGUCUUCUACAUCCUCGUCAUCAACAGACUGCGCCACGUCGGCCCGAAGAACAAGUCGAAGGAGCGCAAGAAGAGCCACCGCAAGGUGACGCGCCUCGUGCUCACCGUCAUCACGGUCUACUUCUUCUGCUACCUGCCCUUCUGGAUCACGCAGCUCUCGCUCAUGGUGAGCAGUGAGUCGCGCGUCAACCACAGCCAGUUCAUGGUCUGCGUCAUCCUGCUGGCGUAUGCGCUCACCUACAGCAACAGCGCCGUCAACCCGUCCUCUACGCCUUCUCUCAGCGAAAACUUCAAGAAGUCGUUCGUCAAGGCGUGCCAAUGGCGCGCGCGGUGCCCGACGUCAACAAGCCUGCAAGUGGAGAAUCUCGGUCUUCCCACGACGCAGCAAGCAGCGGGCGCAGGUCGACCGAAUGCACGGCUCAGGAAGCGCGGCAUGGCGCACUGA
Messenger RNA from Pollicipes pollicipes, 1456 nucleotides. RefSeq names its product somatostatin receptor type 2-like. The record is from RefSeq and is a predicted model, not a curated record. Gene Ontology annotation, biological process: G protein-coupled receptor signaling pathway. Gene Ontology annotation, molecular function: peptide binding; somatostatin receptor activity. The coding region runs from base 371 to 1456 and encodes 361 amino acids. The transcript has a single exon. NCBI's taxonomy places the organism in Eukaryota, Metazoa, Arthropoda, Thecostraca, Pollicipedomorpha, Pollicipedidae. Gene Ontology annotation, cellular component: plasma membrane; neuron projection.